Molecule: messenger RNA, 1134 nt
Organism: Microdochium trichocladiopsis
Lineage: Eukaryota; Fungi; Ascomycota; Sordariomycetes; Xylariales; Microdochiaceae
Product: FAS1 domain-containing protein
Exons: 4
Coding region: 1-1134 (377 amino acids)
Biological process (GO): macroautophagy
Cellular component (GO): fungal-type vacuole membrane
Source: RefSeq, a predicted model, not a curated record
AUGCAUCUACGUCGAGCUCUUGUUCUUGGCCUGGCCGGUCUCGUAGCCGCACAGUCGGGCACCCCUGACCUGAUCACAGCGCUCCAAUCGCAGAAUUCCAGCUUGUCGCUACUGAUUGGUAUCAACACAACUGGCUUGUCCUCGCAGCUCUCACAGCUCUCAAACGUGACGUUGCUGGCACCAAGCAACACUGCUAUCACCAAGAUCCUGAACAGCCCCAUGGCUGGUGAGCUGAGCCAGCCAGGAAUCCUCCAGCUGGCUCUCAGCUACCACAUUCUCAAUGGGACUUACUAUGCUUCCAACUUCACGAACAACACGCCAAUGUUCAUCCCAACUCACCUAACAAAUUCCUCAUUUAGCCUUGUUACUGGUAGCCAGCGCGUUGAAAUACUGGCACAGAACGGCAAUGUGACAGCAUAUAGCGCGCUUAGGCUGCCAUCCAACUUUGUCACUACGAAUGUCAAUUUCACGGGCGGAACCAUUCACAUCAUUGACAGCCUUCUCACGGUGCCUACCAAUGUCUCGUACACUCUUCGCGCCUCAAACUUGACCGCGGCGGUCGGCGCUGUCCAAGCCGCUGGCCUCAACACGACCCUUGACACCACGCGGAACUUGACCAUCUUUGCUCCAAGCAACGACGCCUUCAAUGCAGUGGGCAGCAUCUUCAACAAUAUCAGCAUGCAGACACUGGCACAGGGCCUCGAGUACCACGUCUACGAGGGACUGGGCUACAGCAGCACUCUCACAAACACCACAGUGAAGACUCUGAGCGGCGGGAGCCUGAACAUCACAGUCAUCAACGGCACGGUUUUUGCCAACAAUGCCAAGGUCACCAUCGCCGACAUUCUCGUGCGAAACGGUGUGGUCCACGUCAUUGACCAGGUCCUGAACCCCAACGCGACGGGGAGCAACCCACAGCUCAGCGCCUCUACUACGACACCCGCAUGGACCAGCGCAAGCGCUGGCACUGCCGGCGUCCCAUUCACCAGCGGAAUCGCUGCUCCUUCGACCACCGUCCCCGCCGCCUCGACGAGCGCGACUUCGACCAAGUCUAACCCGGCCAUGGCUGUCAAGACUGGCGCAGUUGGUGCUGCCGCGCUGUUCGGCGGCGCUGCCGUCAUGAUGAACCUAUGA